Acaromyces ingoldii is the source of this 2121-nucleotide messenger RNA. RefSeq lists its product as hypothetical. NCBI's taxonomy places the organism in Eukaryota, Fungi, Basidiomycota, Exobasidiomycetes, Exobasidiales, Cryptobasidiaceae. The coding region runs from base 37 to 2070 and encodes 677 amino acids. The record is from RefSeq and is a predicted model, not a curated record. Gene Ontology annotation, biological process: tRNA-type intron splice site recognition and cleavage. Gene Ontology annotation, cellular component: tRNA-intron endonuclease complex. The transcript has 2 exons.
UCGCGACAAGCAACCACGAGAAGAGAGGAAGAGACGAUGACGGACCUCGCACCUGACCCAGAUGCGCCGUCUGCGCCUGCACCGGCUGUUGUGGUAGGUGCAGUCGAUGAGGAUGAGGGGCUUAAGCCGGGAAAGGGAAGCAAGGCGGGUCCUUCAGCGGGCGGCGGCGGCGUCGAGGGAGGUGACGACGAGGAUUCGGGUGACGAGGCUGCGCCCGACUACCGACUGAUUGCCUCAUUGGCUCGCAAGGGCGCGUCCAGCGGAGCAGGGGCCAACGCACCGAUGAGCAUCCCAAAGAGAGGCGAAAAGGACUUCGAGCCGACUGGGUUCGUGGCGCAGAGCCGCGCUCUCGAGGCGAGUAGGAGCGCAAUGUUCGACGUCAUCAGCACCGAGAGGAAGACGGGGAGCAAGAGCAUCUCCGUCGCUACUUGGGAGCCAUUGCUGAAACGAGCGAUCGUGCAUACGGCCAGGGGCACAGUACUCAACGCCAUGGGCGUCAGCCAUCGUGUCUUUGUUUUGGAGGAUGGGCGUGACGAGGAUCUGGCGCAACUGACAAGCAGCAAUGGCGAGACUUCGAAGCGUGCGGGCGUUACAAAGCAAGAUACAUUUUACCCAAAGACGAGGGUGCGGCUGGAACUGUUCCCCGAAGAGGCUCUCUACCUCAUCGAACGCGGUGCCCUCGAAUGCCGUAUCAGAAUCGAUGGGAAGACAGCAGAUGUCGUGCAGGAGCAGAGCACCAGCGAUGAUGACGAGACAGAUUCCAAGGACACCCAGUGGAUACCCAUGACGGUGCAGCAGGCAUUCGCAACCAUGUUGGACACCGAUGGCAACACUCGACAACGCUACCAGCUCUACGCCUACCUCAAGCGGCUCGGCUACUUUGUGCAGCGCGUGCAGAUCGUCGAUGAGCUUCGAAGGGUCGCUGCGGAUGCUCGACGGAAGAAGCGAGACUCUCAAGAGCAGGAUGCAGAAGAGGAGGAAGAGCUGGCCGCGAAGGGCAUUCUUAUUGACAAGAAGCACCCCUUGCGACUCGUGACCAUCUUCGACCUCUUGUUCUAUCCUCUACGUCGCAUCUUCCAGGCAAGCUAUCACGGCGUACAGAGCAUAUCGGCAUGGCUCCUCGCCCUUCUGCAGUGGCUCCGUAGCCGAGUAUACAGCGUCCUAAUGACAAACAAGAGCAGUAAUAAUCUCGGCGAAAAGAGGACACAGGCUCCAACAAGUCGCGGUCUUCUGGGCAUCACAGGAGGACGAUGGGACAGCUAUGACGCCGUAUUUGACCGUCUCCGAAUCGUUCCAAGUGGCCAUGACCGACCUUUCCACGGUGACGAGCCCACCAGAAAGGCAGACAAACAAAAGCUCGAGGCGCCAGAGAUCUGUUUCUACGCUUGGAGACCUGCAACGCACUAUAAACGCACCGAUCCUCCACUGCCAGAAUUCCGCAUUGCAGUGAUGGAUGCGCAAAAGACUUCGCUGCUGAGCGGGAGGGGUUUCGGAGAGCUGUAUGCGCAGCUGCCACCGCUGCCGAGCCAGAACCGAGGGACUGGCCAUGAAGGAGAGGAAGAGGAAGAGGACGAAGAGGAGGACGAAGAAGAGAAGAAGAGGGCAGCGAUGCAAAAGAAGCGAAACGACGAGAGCUACGGGCGAGGUGCCGUCAAGAAGAUGGCGGCAGCGGCAGAAGCAAAGAGGAAAAAGGCGAUUGCAGAGAGGAGCACAGCGGCGCCAGCUUCGGCAGAAGAGCCGACAAAGAGUGCUAGUGCCGACCCUGGAAUGCUCGCUGCUGCGCGGAAAGCUCUCCGAGUAAGGCUCUUCCGACUCCUUCGUCUCCUCACGACCAUCUUCUCCCUUCUCCCACCUGGCGCUCGCCCAGUGGCCUCGUCUUACCGGAGACUCGGCUACGGCGCUGGAAGACGUCCAGGCGGCGGACCUCGCUCUCCCAACGUCUUUCCGCCUCUCAAGGCCGGCCGGAGAAAUGUCAUUGUGGCCGUCAAUGACUGUGGGACCACGAGCCUGCUGCGAUUUGGCGAGAGCGAGUUUCACCGAUGGAAGCUGGCCGGCUCCACCACCUCAUAAACCUGUACUAUAGCCCUCUCACAAUGCAACAACAAUGUAUCUUUUCGGUCG